GUACAGUGAAGCGGAGGCAGAGCGGCUCCGCGAGCUCCUCUCCACUUUCCCAUAGAGAAACCCUGACUGGCCGCGGAGGGCGAGCCACACACACGCCCUCACGCCCCGCGAGCCCGCUAGGUCACUAUCGCAUGACAAAGGCUUUGCCGCAGUUCAUCUUCCUCCCAGUGUACUUUCCACUUGCCUUCCUGAGAAUCCUGCUGCAUCACAGAAGCUGGAAGUUCUGAUGUUCCAUUGAAAUCACAAUGGAAAGUCUUGACUUACCUGGAAUCCUCAGGAAGAUCCCCAGCCUCUAGCAGUACCUGUUAUCAUCUCCAGCAUGUUGUAGAUGUGAAGGAUUCACUGGGAUAUUGAGAAAUACCAGAGACGAAUUGUUCUACUGUAGUCAGAGUAAUGAAAGGCAGUAAUAUAAAUAAAGAUCAUUCAGCAGAAGGAGAGGGGGCUGGAAAACGACCAAAGAGGAAGUGUCUCCAGUGGCAUCCAUUGCUAGCAAAGAAACUUCUCGACUUUUCAGAAGAAGAGGAAGAAGAAGACGAAGAGGAAGAUAUUGAUAAAGUUCAACUUCUUGGGGCUGAUGGCCUAGAACAAGAUGUUGGUGAGACUGAAGAUGAUGAGUCGCCAGAACAGCGAGCUCGGAGACCAAUGAAUGCAUUUCUUUUAUUCUGUAAACGACAUCGCUCUCUUGUACGUCAGGAACACCCCAGGCUCGAUAACCGAGGUGCUACCAAGAUACUAGCUGAUUGGUGGGCUGUUCUUGAUCCAAAGGAAAAGCAGAAGUACACAGACAUGGCCAAGGAGUAUAAAGAUGCGUUUAUGAAAGCAAAUCCUGGCUACAAAUGGUGUCCCACCACAAACAAGCCUGUGAAAUCUCCAACAUCCACUGUCAACCCACGAAAAAAGCUUUGGGCCUUCCCAUCUGAUUCUUCACGAGAUUUGCCAAGCCCCAAGAAAGCCAAGACUGAAGAAACACCUCAACUUAACUUUGGAAUGGCUGAUCCUACUCAGAUGGGAGGUCUGAGCAUGCUGCUAUUAGCUGGAGAACAUGCUCUCGGCACACCAGAGAUAUCCUCUGGGACUGGCAGGGCUGAUGUUUCAGAGUCCCCUGAAUUGCGGCAGAAGUCACCAUUGUUUCAGUUUGCUGAGAUAUCUUCAAGUACAUCCCAUCCUGAUGCUCCUACAAAACAGUGUCAAACAUCAGCCUUGUUUCAGUUUGCAGAGAUUUCUUCAAACACUUCGCAACUGGGUGGUGCUGAGCCUGUAAAACGCUGUGGAAAGUCUGCACUCUUUCAACUGGCAGAGAUGUGCCUGGCAUCAGAAGGAGUAAAAAUGGAAGAAUCAAAGCUAAUGAAAGCAAAGGAAUCGGACGGUGGAAGAAUUAGAGAACUGGAGAAGGGAAAGGAAGAAAGAGAAAUGAAAAUGGAAAGAACAGAUGAAGCCAGGCUACAGAAGGAAGCAGACUUUGAAAAAUCAGCUAAGGAAAAUGUAAGAGAGUCUAAAGAGUUAAGAAAUUUUGAGGAGCUACAAAUGGGUGAUGUGAUGGCUAUAAAAAUGGAAGACCCCAAAGAAAUCAGAAAGGAAGAAUUAGAGGAAGAUCAGAAAUGUAGUCACUUCCCUGAUUUUUCUUAUUCUGCCAGUAGCAAGAUAAUAAUCAGUGAUGUUCCCAGUAGAAAGGAUCACAUGUGCCGUCCCCAUGGUAUCAUGAUCAUCGAGGAUCCCAUAGCAUUAAACAAACCAGAGAAACUAAAAAAGAAAAAGAAGAAAAGCAAAAUGGAUCGACAUGGGAGUGAUAAAUCCACACCCAAGAAGACUUGCAAAAAGAGACAGUCUUCAGAGUCCGACAUUGAGAGUGUCAUAUACACGAUCGAGGCAGUUGCAAAAGGAGACUGGGGCAUUGAGAAACUCGGAGAGGCCCCGCGCAAGAAGGUCCGCCCAUCCUCAAGUGGCAAGGGAAGCAUUUUGGAUGCUAAGCCACCAAAGAAAAAAGUGAAAUCUAGAGAGAAGAAAAUGUCCAAGGAGAAAUCCUUAGAUACCACCAAAGAGUCAAGACCUCCAGAUUUCAUUAGUCUUUCUACCAGCAAGAACAUUUCUGGUGAGCUGCCAGAGAGCAUAAAAACAGAACCAUUGACCCCCACGGAGGAUGUGCUACCUCCCAGCCUGUCAGGACAGGCCAAGACGGAGGACAGUGAUUGUCACAGGAAAAUAGAGACUUGUGGCUUCAGGAAAUCCGAGAGGUCUUGCAAAGGUGCUCUUUAUAAAACCCUGGUGUCAGAGGGCAUGCUCACCUCUCUGCGAGCUAAUGUUGACAGAGGAAAACGAAGCUCAGGAAAAGGAAACUCAUCUGAUCAUGAGGGGUGCUGGAAUGAAGAAAGCUGGACGUUUAGUCAGAGUGGAAGCAGUGGCAGCAAGAAGUUCAAGAAGACAAAGCCGAGGGAAGACUCCUUCCUUGGUUCAUCAAAGCUGGAUGAAGAAUUUGAAAAAAAAUUUAACAGCCUCCCUCAAUAUAGUCCUGUUUCAUUUGACCGGAAAUGUGUACCUGUCCCAAGAAAAAAGAAGAAGACUGGGACCAUGUCUUCGGAAUCAGCGAAAACCAGCAAAGGUCCUUUCCAGUCCCAGAAAAAGAACUUUUUCCACAAAAUUGUCAGCAAAUAUAAGCACAAAAAGGAGAAGCCUAAUGUUCCGGAAAAAGGAAGUGGGGAUAAAUGGUCAAACAAGCAAAUCUUCUUGGAUGCCAUUCACCCUACAGAAGCCAUAUUUUCAGAAGACAAAAACACCAUAGAGCCUGCACAUAAGGUUAAAAAUGCCCUAUCCCUUCCCAACACUCCAGAGCCAACAAUAAUGCAAGAACCGCUGGUGGGCAGCCAAAAGAGAAAAGCAAGGAAAACCAAGAUUACACACCUUGUCAGGACAGCAGACGGCCGGGUUUCACCAGCAGGAGGUUCUCUGGAUGACAAACCAAAGGAGCACCUGCGGAGAAGUCUCCCCAAGGUAGCUGAGGCCGACUGCAAUGAUGAGUGCUCCCACCACCCUGAGGCCGAGGAGACUCGGAGCAGUACUCCAGAAAUGCCCGCGGUGUCUGCGUUCUUCAGCCUCGCUGCAUUGGCCGAAGUGGCAGCCAUGGAGAAUGUGCACAGAGGUCAGAGAUCAACUCCGCUCACCCAUGAUGGACAGCCAAAAGAAAUGCCACAGGCUCCUGUACUUAUUUCUUGUGCUGACCAGUGAAGCGCCCUUUAAUUGUCAGACCUUGUGCUUUACCUCCUUCCCUAGCCUUGUCUUUACCAAGGGAUGCUAGUGAGUCCACGUGGUGGAAAAUACAGACUGCAAACAAGUGGUUUUGUGCCCUACCUGGCGGCCCGGAUUCACUUGAAGCAGAAUUGAGCAUCCUGGCCAGUUUGUUCUUUCAGAACCCAGAAUCUUUGAGGGUGAUGUUAUUUGUUGAUACUGAGCAGAGGCAGGACAAGCCUGGAGCUUUGCUUUCUAUUGAAGGCUUUUGGCAGUAACAGGUGGUAACUUGGUAAAAGGCUGCCUUUACUGUAGCUCAUUCAGCAUCUCUUUUACCAACCAGAGAGUGUGAAACUAGUUUCAUAUAUUACCUAGUUAUUCUUUAAAAACAAAACAAAAAACAAACAAACAAAAACUGACGCACUGCACUAGUUAUUAUUAGAUAUUCUUAGUCUUUUUUGUACAUGGAGAUUUAAGUUCUAAGAUGGUUUAUAUAAUAGGUUAUACCUACAUUUAUACUGUAGAAUAAAUAUUAAAAAGCCUGUUCCGAGACUCCUAGGCAGCAUGGACAGGCAAAUGUACCAUUGUUAGCGGUGUAUGCUCGGCCUCGUGGUCCAUAUAUUCUGCACUUUUAUAUUUGCCACCAGAGUGGUAGUUUGCUGGCAAAAAAAAAAAAAAAGAGAAAAAUUACAAUUCUUACAAUCUGAAUUUUUUCUUAGCUUUGAAUGACCAAGAAGAAUUUGCUUGGGGCAAAUUGUGGCAAAUAUUUUUUCCCAGAAAGGGGAAGAGUCCUGCAGAUUACAGAUUAUUAAUGUUUUCAUGCCUUGAGGAUUCUUUUAUUUUUACACAGGGGUCUAAGUGACCAAGGAUCGUUCAUACAAACAAAAAAAAGACAAAAAUAUUAUUCAGAAGUGACCUUAGUAUUACUUCACUAUUCUGACCACAUUGAAGACACUCACUUCAUAUGGACUUGGAGCUCCCGACCUUUUACAUCCAUGACAGACAGACUGGACGGGUUGCAAUUGCUAUGCACAGCCUAAUGGCACUGCAGGUGUUUAGAGCCAUUUCAAGUUUGUAUUGUGCAGGAGGUAUUGUGUACACGAAGAGGGAGGUGUGCCUGACCAGAGUGGACCUCUCAGUCGUAGAUCCCUCCGCAACUUUCUUGUUUCAUUUUUGUGUUUUAUUGCUUUUGAACAUAAAACCAACCAUACAUAUGCCAGUGCCCAGUGGAUUAACUGGCUUAGAACAUUGAACAUAUUGACAUAACCACCUGACGUUCACAGUGUCUGGUUUCCUAGCAACAGAUGCAAAGUGAUAAAUCAAAAUUAGUCUGAGGCUACAGAUUUAACAGGGUAUUUGUUCCAUAGCACAAAGUAUUUCCCCACUCUUGCAUCACAGCACAAACUACCAAAUUUUAAAUAUUGGAUUCCAGCAAUACUUUUUAAUGGUUUUCAAACUGGCAGAAUUUUGAUAGUGCUGGUUCGAGUUUGAAAGCUUUUGAAUUAGAUCUCUAAAUGGUGACAGUUUACAUGGUUUUAUCUAGCUAUCUUAUUUAUACUUCACUGAAUUGUAAUGAUGAUUUGUUUUCUAAUUGUAAUUUGACCUAAUAGCCAUACACAAAAAGUGACUCUAAUAAUACUGACUAGGUUUAGCUUCUUGUGGUUGUAGAUAUUACUUCAGUUACGGUGCUGGAAAAUAUGUACAACAUACUAACAGGAUUGGGAAAAAAAUCUAGUUAUUUCUAUUUUCAAAGCAGGCAAAAAGGGCAGUAAGCUUUGGGAUAAUAUCCUCAAAAAUGCGUGUUCACUGUGGGGAUGGAGGAAGAAGGAAUUAGUAAGAGGUUAAUCAGAAGCUAUACCUUAACCCCAUUCACAUAGAUAUAUAAGUGAGCAGCCCCAGGUUUUAGCAUACUAUUUUUUAUUAUGAUGCUGUUUUAUUAAUACUUUCUAAAUUUCAAAGCAAAAGUGAAUGUCUGAAAAUUUUUGGGUCCUGGUGUUGGUGGCUGUUGGAGUUUUGGACCACAUGCUAAUAGUAAUUUUAAAAUUCUGAUUAGCUAAAAAUCCAAAAAAAAAAAAAAAACAGAGAAGCUAACACCACAAAUUGUAUGGUGCAGAACAUGCACCUUGACAAUGGUACUAACUUGUUAUUCUGUAGAACACGUUAGACUAGAUCUGUUUUUGCCAGCGCACCCCCCUUCAGUCCUCCAAUUACAUUUCACUAGACUUAAGAGAUUGCUGUAUAUUCAUGGGACCUUUUUUAAAAAUGAAGCAAAACAGAAUAUUACUUUUUUCUAUGUGAUUAAUAUCUUACUUGAUCUGCUUUUUCCUAAACCUCGGUGGCUUUUUCCUUAGUCAGGGGUGGGUGUGGGAGGGCAUUUUACUGCAUAUGACUGUUUUCAGAUACUUUAAAACAAGUCCCUUCCCCCCCCCCCCUUUUUUUUGGGUAAAAUGUUUAAUUUUUAAGUGAUUAAGCUCUGAGAGUAGCAGAAAUCCCGCAAAUCUUUCUAGUUCCUUAGGCACUCGCCUUAUCGUUUCUGGGUGAGGUCCUGAUUCCAGCAGCAGUGCUUCCCCUCCCCUGAAUGUGCUGGAGGGGGUUGGUCUUUUCAGAUGAUAACUUUGGUUAGCACAAAUAUUUUAGGCCGCUAUGGUAGUGCUCUUCCAAUCCCCCAUCCGCAGUUAGCGUUCUCACUUCGUAUCUCUCAUUCUGUUGGAUUUGGGAGAAGUCAUCUGUUGCUGUGGUGUGUACUUUAAUCUGCCAGCAGCCACCAUCCACACUAACAUGGGUCCCACAGUUUCCUCAAGAGAGAAAGUUGUUGCACCUUAUGUAUAUCUCAAGCAAACCAAAACCUUGUGCUCUUCUGCUUUGUGUUAUUCUAAAUUGUUGUAUCAUAUCUUUCUGAAACCAAUUCUGAAUUUAGUUGAAAUUACCCGUAUUUAUGCUUUCAACCUUAUUUUCUGGAUUCAAACCUGUAUAUAAAUCUUUUGGAAAAAAAAAAUUGUCCUAGCCCUUCUCUGCCAUGCUGGAAGCGAAAGAUUUUGUCUCAGCUGGAGACACAGUACUGUUCCGGUUUUCUGUAGCCUUUUAUUUAUUUAGUUACUCUGGGUGUUUCCUAUGUAAUUUUGAAGUGUGUAGAAUAUUUUAUAGUAACUGAUUCUGCAGCUCUAAGAAGCUGAGUGAAAGACAAAAUACUGUAAGACA
Ochotona princeps (American pika) is the source of this 6417-nucleotide messenger RNA. RefSeq names its product BBX high mobility group box domain containing (gene BBX). The transcript has 19 exons. The record is from RefSeq and is a predicted model, not a curated record. The coding region runs from base 394 to 3219 and encodes 941 amino acids. NCBI's taxonomy places the organism in Eukaryota, Metazoa, Chordata, Mammalia, Lagomorpha, Ochotonidae. Gene Ontology annotation, molecular function: RNA polymerase II transcription regulatory region sequence-specific DNA binding; DNA-binding transcription factor activity, RNA polymerase II-specific. Gene Ontology annotation, biological process: regulation of transcription by RNA polymerase II. Gene Ontology annotation, cellular component: nucleus.